AUGAAGAGGGUCGUGGUUUGCAAUCAAACCAAGUACAACCGGCCGCUCACCCACUCGCUCCACGCGUUCCACUCCUCGCUCCAGACAGUUACCGCGGGCGUCAGGCGACCUCCAGCCGCUGAGACGAGAAGGGGCCGCUCCCCUACCCUCUGGUCCUUAUUCGCUAGUGACCCCACGUCCUUUAGGGUGGAGGGUGCAGCGGCGGCACCACAUAGGCUGGACCACUAUCCGGACUCCCGCAGGAUCGGGAAGUCCUGGACAGGGCGGAGACCGAGGCACUGGGCAAGCAGCUGCCUACGUCGCGAGGCCACGCCGCGAGCUUACCUGAGUCCGGCCGCUCUCGCACGGGUCGCCGCGGGGAGAAGGCGGCCGGCCGAGGUGGACGCCCGCGGGUCCCUCUCCCUUCUCCACCUCCAGCUCGCGGGGCGCCAGGAGGCAGCGACGGCGGCGCAGCCGGCCCGGGACGCUUUACUUGAGGAGGAGGGAACUCCCGGACGCCCGCACCCCGCCGCCUCCCUCUCUCCUCCUCUCGCCGCCGGCCCCGCCCCUCCGCUCCGGAUCGCGCGCGGGGCGGGGGUUGCGGCUACCUGCGCGCGCCCGCUCACCGGAACUCGCGCUCUGCUGUCUGCUUGGAGCGCCUUCCGGCGCGGGAGCUCUGCGCGGGGUCCGCGGGCCGCUGGGAGGCCCGGCAGUGUCUUGCCUGCCGGCCCAACAUGGCGCCAGGGGCCAGGCGGGCUCCUGAGGGGGCGUGAGGAGAAAGCAGCACCGACAUGUGGUUCCCUGCCUUGCCCGCACGCCGACUACCGCAACGGGCGAAGCGGGGCUGGCUCCGCCUGGCUCACCGAAACACUGAGGGGUGUGGGGCUUUGUUUUCGGAGGGUGAUCGGAGUUGGGGUUCUUUGGAGAGAGGUUGACUGUUCAUUUCUCAGCUUUGUGCCUCCGCACCCUUUGUCACUGAUAGUAAAAUCUCAGUCGAACCGCGUGAGCCAUCCGGGCGGUGCUGACACCUUGGUUCUCGUCUGGCCGCAGAAGCUUCCUGUUGACUGUAGGUCGAACCAGCCUUGCCGCGCGAGUAGAACCGGAGCUGAGUUGUGUUGGCAAUUCUCCCAGGAAUGGUGGCUUUCACUUAGAGUGGGACAGCAUUGUAUUUGAUCCUCGUAAUAGGGAACCCGGACAGGCACUGUGACUCUUCUUGACAGCUAUGAAAGCUGACGUUAGGGCCCCUUGAAGUGAAGAAGUCAAGAUGGAAGGAUUUUUGUUUGUUUUCCCUCCGAAGGCCUUGCAUCUUUUUUCUGCUUGCCUUGCAGAAAAAGGAAGAGUUUGGAGGAACUGGGGUACAAGAUUGAGAGGGUCAAAAGACAAUCUAGAAGUACUCAGGCACGUCUGCCUUAUCACAUUGUUAAUUUCUCUUUUGUAUUUCCUCUUUGGUGGGGUUAUUCGAAGUCUUAAUGUGGGACUAUUGGUUUCCUUUGUGGUUUUCAGAGAAGUUCACCAUCAUCUUUGACAUAUCAACUCUGUCAGUAGUCUGGUAUUUUAGGAACUUAAAUGCACACAGCUUUAAAAAGCUUCUUCAGAGAAAGGAACGGGAAUCCACAUGAACAACUAUGUGUGAUGUAGAGCGGUGCUUUAUUCUGCCAUUGACUGGUGCAUUAAGGUUUGUUUGUUGUUUGUUUGUUUUUGUUUUUCGAGACAGGGUUUCUCUGUGUAGCCCUGGCUGUCCUGGAACUCACUUUGUAGACCAGGCUGGCCUCGAACUCAGAAAUCCGCCUGCCUCUGCCUCCCAAGUGCUAGGGAUUAAAGGCGUGCACCACUACCGCCCGGCAAGUUUUUUCUUGAAACUAGAAUGUUAGUUACUUGAGCUGUUGCCUUUCUAAACCUACAGAUAAAAUAGAAAUAUAUUUGUGACCCUAAACUCUCCCAAUUUAAAAGACAACAAACAAAAACCCUCUCAAUAUUAGUUUAACCUUUUUUGAAUUUUUUUUUUAUAUUUUACUUUGUUUUACUUUGCUUGCUUUUUUGAGACAGAGUCUUGUGUAGCCCAGGAUAGCUUUGAACUUGCUGUGUAGCUGAGGAUGAUUUUUGAGCCCCUCCUUCUCCUGUCUCUACCUCCCAGUUUCUGGGGUUACAUGUAGGUUCCAUCACACACAAUUUCUGUAUUUUAAGGUAGGGAGAGAGUAUCAAAAAUACACCUACAACUUAAAUGUUACAUUUAAUGGCGAUUAAUUUUAGAAAUAUUCUUAAAGAUGGUGACAGGAUCUGGGAAAUUUUGCUGUGGGAAAUUUUGGUGUUAUAGAAACUAGCCAUAGCUAAAGCCCUGUUUGUGAAAUGGUCAGGCAAGUGUCGGCUCAUGCCUCCCUCUUCACAGUGUUAUAGUGUGUUAAGACCUAUCUUGAAACCUCUGGGAAAAUCAGCCCUAGGGAGGAAGGGGAAGGCCAAUGGAAAAUUUGAACUAUAUUAGGUAUUUCUAAAACUAAGGUGUUCUUACUUAUCAAAGUUGGCUGGAAGUUUGAAUUAUUAGAAGUUGAACUGAUGAUGACCAAUGGAACCUAUGAUUCUGCCUGGAAAUGUUCUUGUUUAGAAUAAAGUGCUAUCGGGAAGAGAUUUGCCCACUUCACGAA
Molecule: messenger RNA, 2618 nt
Organism: Mus caroli (Ryukyu mouse)
Lineage: Eukaryota; Metazoa; Chordata; Mammalia; Rodentia; Muridae
Source: RefSeq, a predicted model, not a curated record